AUGAGCCGCCUGGCGCCGGGCCGGGCUCUCACCGAGCAGCGCUUCCAGCAGCUCUACGGGGCGCCCGAGCCCCGGGGCCGCCCGGCGGGGACGCUGCGCCGGCGGGUGGCCCGGGGCUGCCGCUGCUCCGGGGCGGCCGCCCUGCGGCUCCUGCGGCGCCGGCUGCCCAUCGCCGCCUGGCUGCCCGGCUACCGGGUGGGGCCCUGGCUGCUGGGGGACGCGCUGGCCGGGCUCACCGUGGGGAUCGUGCACAUCCCACAGGGCAUGGCCUUCGCCCUCCUGGCCUCCGUGGCCCCCGUCUACGGGCUCUACACCUCCUUCUUCCCUGUCAUCCUUUACAUGCUCUUUGGCACCGGGCGCCACGUCUCUACUGGCACCUUUGCCGUGGUGAGUCUGAUGACGGGCUCCGUGGUGGAGCAGCUGGUGCCCUGGCCCCUGGAGCCCAACGCGACCAGCGCGGCGCUGGCCCAGGUGGAGGAGCGGCGCAUUGGCGUGGCAGCCGCCAUGGCCUUCCUCGUGGGGCUCCUCAUGACCAAGGACUGGUGGACGUACGAGUUCUGCUACGGGAAACACAUCCAGCAGUACCAUGUCGAAGAGUCGGAGAUUAAAGGAGACAUCUUGUACCUCGGGUAUUAUCAGUCGGCGUUCGACUGGGACAACGAGACAGCAAAGGCUUCGAAACAACACAGGCUCAAACGCUACCACAGCCAGACAUAUGGCAACGGUUCCAAGUGCGACCUGAGCGGGCAGCCCAGGGAAGCUGAAGUCAGGUUCCUGUGCGAAGAGGGCUCUGGGGAUUACAUUGCCCGGGUGGACGAGCCGCAGUCCUGCUCCUACGUCCUGACCAUCCACACCACCCGCAUCUGCCACCACCCCUUCCUGCGACCGCCCUCCACGGCCACCCCCCAGGCCAUCCGCUGCCACCCGGCCCUGAGCCCGGCCCAGUACGUGGACUACGUCCAAGCCCAAGUGUUCGACACCAAGCGCAAGGUGGAAGAGAUCUCCGAGGAGCUGAAGACCCUGGACACGAGGCUGUGGAACGAGCGAGAUCCCAACCCUGCCACCCAGCGCCCGGAAGGUGUGGAUCCAGCCCACCCCCUCCACGAGGAGCAGGAAGCGGACGCCGCUCCCAGGGAAACCCCCAGACCUGGCCCAGGGGACGACACCGACUUCGGGGAUAGAGCACUCGGAGCGGGCGGGCUGCCGGACCGCACCAAGGAGGACGAGGCGGUUGUGAAGCCGGCAGAUGAUCACCUGGCUGAUUUCCAGCAAAAAAUCCACUUCAAAGUGAUCCGGAGCCCGGGGGAUUUAGUCCAGUUUAUCGAGGCACUGAAGGAAAACACCAAGAAGGGGAAAGAAAAGGCGAGCGAGUCGGAGAAGAGCCAGGAGGCCCCGAGGCCCGAGGAGGCUCCGGUCGCCGGGAGCGAGCGCCCGGAGGAGGAGGACGAUGAGGACGACGCCGCCCUGCUGGGGAAGUUUGAGGAGGAGCUGGAGGACAUCCUGCUCCCCAGCUCGGAGCGGGCCAGGCUGAAGGAGGAGGUGAAAACGGAAAUGGAGAAGCAGUUCGACAACAUCAUUGACGAGGUGGAGGAUGAGCUGGAGACAGAGGGCCUGAAGGGCGAAUUUGAUCGGAACCACGCCUCCAAGUCGCUGGCCUCCACCCUCAACAAGCUGAUGGACAAGCUGGAUGACGGCAAAGCGGCCGAGAAAGGGGAGGAGGAGGAGGAAGAGGAGGACGAGGGAGACUCAGCCAGGAGCAGCGCGAACCACUUGGAUAAGCAAGCAGCUGAGGCCGACUCGGACGGGCGGGUGAAGGUCAGGGUCACUAGGAUAAAGCCAGGCAGCCCCCUGCAGAAGGAACUGAGGGUGAGAGAGAUGGGCAGCGAGAACCCGCAGCUGCGACACAUUGAGAAUGUGGUUAAGGACCUGCUGGAGAGAGAGGGCCUGAAAGCGGAAGGUAAAAUCGAGAUCAAAAUCGUGACGACAGGGGGCUUCGGGGAUGAGGACGAUACCCACUGGCUGUCAGAUGAGGACACCAAGAACCUCAAAGACAUUUUCUUCAAUAUCCUGGUGAAAAUCCAGGGCACGGAGGAAGCUCACAAGGAGCGGAGGCGGCAGCAGGAGCUGGAGGACAACUACCGCUUUGUGUGGGGGCGGCGGCAGGAGGAGGCGCCAGCGACCGGCGGCACCGACUCAGAGGAGUUGGAUUUCUGAGCAGGCGCCGGACGACUGCCUGCAACACCCCCUCCCCCUGUCCCCCGUAUGUCCCAUUGACUCAACUAGUCGGGUGACCAGACAUCAAGGGGGGAAAAACCAGGACGGGGGGUGAGGGGUAAUAGACACCUCUAUAAGGCAAAGCCCCAAAUAUUGGCACUGGCCCUAUAAAAUCAGGACAACUGGUCACCCUAUUGACUAGUAACCCAGGCGCCGUGGCUUCUCUCCAGGGGAUGCCCAGCGGGGCCUGGCCCCUACCAGCACUUGGGGGCCGAGGGCACCUAUCGCUCUUGUCCCCCCAGCCGCCCAGGGGGCUCUGUGUGGGAUGUCUCCUGCUAGGAGGAUGGAGAGGGACUGGCUGAUUUCCAUGGUAACUGACGGCGGGAGCAUCCUCUUUGGUCCCUUCGAGGAAGGGUGGGCGUGGGCUGAACCUGUGCCCGUGUGACCCGUCUAGCACACGCUAGCGGGUUCCAUGCACCAACCCGCCUCCCCAUGAGACUAAUGGUGUCUCCCUACCCGUGGGGGCUCUGCCGGCUGGCCACUCCCUCAGGAGCAGGGGCUGCGGGGCCUCCCCAUUUCAUAGAGUUGGGCUCCCUGGGGGAGCUGUGCCCAGCGGAGAGACCAGGUGGCAGAGGC
This is a messenger RNA of Terrapene triunguis (Three-toed box turtle), 2850 nucleotides long. It is a transcript of the gene OS9, whose product is annotated as OS9 endoplasmic reticulum lectin. NCBI's taxonomy places the organism in Eukaryota, Metazoa, Chordata, Testudines, Emydidae. Gene Ontology annotation, cellular component: endoplasmic reticulum lumen; membrane. The transcript has 16 exons. The record is from RefSeq and is a predicted model, not a curated record. Gene Ontology annotation, biological process: endoplasmic reticulum unfolded protein response; retrograde protein transport, ER to cytosol. The coding region runs from base 1 to 2214 and encodes 737 amino acids.